UCGGAGAUACAAAAUAUUCUUUUAGCUUUGUUUUGCAAAAAUAUAAAACCUCCAGUGGAGCAAAGUGAAACUACCUGCGUUUGAUAAUACUUUAUAACAUACUUUUAUUUAGUUUACUAAAGUGAAUUUAUGAAAAAAAUUAAGAGAAAAAUCACCUAAUAUUAUGUAUAAUCAACAGCAAUCUAUACCAAAAUUAAUAUUAGGUGAAGUGAAAAGUUCUGAAGGUUUUCCGCUGGAUGCCUUUAGUGAGCCGUAUCCCAGGAUAUAUAUAUUGCAUCGGGCGAUUUAAAGGACACACUACGCUUCAACCAACCAUCUUUUGAGUUUGUGUUAUAGCGUUCUAAAACAACAUCGUUUUGUAUCACUGUGACCAAGGAGAAAAUUUGAGCAGGCGGGCCAAAAAAUUUGUGCUAUUUCUGGACGCAACACAGUUUCGAAUACAACAGCAAAGAGGUAGUACUAACGGUCUCGUUCUGAGAGUCCAAUCAUCGACAACGUUGACAAAAUCAAGGAAAUCGUCAACCAGCAUGUGAGCAAAAUAAAGCGAAAAAACGUUGAGAGCUUUUUUCUUCACCUAAUAUAUUCAAAGAUAUAGUGAAAAAGAAGCAUACGCAUCUUUUGCAUAUUCUAUAUUUGAUAAUAGAAAGAAAAAAAAACACAUACAUAUGCAUUAAGCAAAAGGCAAUGUCAGCAAUAAUUUAUUAAAACGAAAAACAAAAAACAAAAAACUUAAAACUCAACUUGCAAUUUGUGCCUUUGUAUUUUUUACUGGAUAUCUGUAAUAGUUAACUACCAUUUCUUCUGGUGUUAAUUAACUUUUGUUCACAUAUUUGGUUAUCUAUGUAUAUCUACGUACUUAAUUCUAUUGAAACAAAAAAUGAGUGCCAGUGACAGUCAAUUGAAUCGGGGACCGCCGUAAUUCAGGACAAACUUGGACCAAGUGCUAGGAAGUAUCAAGUUCUCAUUGUGAACAGAUUUAAGCUACAAUGAGCAGCAAUAAUCUGCAGCAAUGGUGGGAAAACACAUAUCGUCAACAUCAGCUAAAUCAUGCUUUCAAUCCUUACAACUUACACGAUCUCCAGUCAAAAAGCGAGGUAUCGGAGUUAAAUCUGUUUCCACAGAUCGGUAACAACGAUUAUAGCGCAUCCACAAAUUACACUUUAACAAAUAAUCCAUAUGACAUAAACAGCGUCGAAGAUAAUUCCAUAUCUUCGCUAACGUUGCUUAUCAUGGCCAUAUCUUUUGGACUUGUAGUAUUUGGGGGCGUUUUAGGCAAUGCGACACUAUUGUUUACGCUUUGCUCAUCUUCUUCAGUGCGCUUGCGAAAUCCUCUAUUGCUAGCCGUUUGUCUUGCCGACUUACUAGUAACUGGCAUCUCAGCACCAAUUACGCUUUUAAAUGUAGCCUUAAACCGUAGGAGUAAUACUUUGCCGCUGAUAAUAUGCAAAAUCAUUCAUUAUGUGCAGGUUAUGCCGGUUGCCGCCAGUACCAUUUCAUUGCUAAUGCUCUCAUUGGAUCGUUAUGCUACAGUGAGACACCCGUGUUUAGCACAAUUGCGCCAGAGUCGCUAUCUGCAUGUGUCGCUAGCUAUGUUUUCAUGGAUAGCUUCAGCCGCCAUCAGUACACCUUUUUUGUUUACUUACGAAAUAACAGCAAACAACGCAAUCACCAGGAAAGAUGACAGCAUACAAUAUUCGACCUCGACAGAAGUUUUGCAAGGAGUUAACGAAAAUACUGAUAUGGAACGAUAUUUACAUUCUACUACCACUCCAAUUUCACCAAACGUCAUGAUCAGUUGUACUUCGGAUUCCGGCGCCAGUACCGUUUUAAUAUCUUUCAUUAUUGCCCAUACCUUUGUUGUUUUUAUUAUACCAGGAUUUGGUGUGUUAUUAAACCAUUAUGGUGUGCGUCAGAAAUUGUGUGCCCUCUCUUUAACUGCACGAGCUGCUCACGGUGAAUUACCGCUUCCUAUGCCCAUACUUCGCCGACAAACUCAUAUGGUAAUUGUUACUGGACUUGCUAACGCUCAGCAAGCAGCAGACUGUGCCGCCACAGAUGAUACUUCUAAUGGGCCUGACAUACAAAUGCAAAACUUGAAUCCCAGUCCAUUCGUUAAAGACGGUCACGUUUAUGUCAAAUCGUCCAACCCUAUCUCGCCCAGAGCAAUGCGCGAAGUUCGAGCCCACGCCCAACGUCAGCGUAUUAGCCAUAAUCCAGGAAACCGAUGUCCAGCAGCGCCGGGCAUACCGCUUCCACGGACUUCUACAUUACACUCAAGGCGGCGAUUGGCGAACAUGCUCAUCACAUCAGCGUUCAUAUUUAUAAUAUGCUGGGCUCCACACGUCUUUUGUAUAUUCUACACCACCUUUGGCUAUAAGUCCUAUUGCUCCAAAACUUCCAACUACUUCCAUUUACUAAUGGGUUAUAUGUACUCUGCCUUUAGUCCCGUCAUAUACUGGAUUCUGAACCACAACACACUCAAACAAUCUCCCUGUGCGCCAAUUAUACGUCUACGUUCUAUGCAGAAUUUCCUACGAUCUCGCUUUCGCUCCAACACUGUGCCGCCGCCGCCAUCGUCAACUAAUGAAGCUGCACUUGGCGCCUUUAAUCCGAAAUUGAUUAAACUAACUCCGAAACAAUAUAGAGCUCAAGCCUCUUCCCAUUAUCUCUAUUAGCUAGUGUGAUAUUUAUUAAUUCAGUCUUUCACAUUAAAAUCAUUGUAUGUAUGCAUGUGAACAUAUUUUCGUGGAUUUUAAACUGUUGUGGAAAAAUGUGCCAAAAUCAAACUAUUAGUUAUAUGUACAUUAUGUAUUAAUAACUAUACCAUAUAUAUACAUACAUACUAGAAUAACACCAACAAUAUUGCAGAUUUAAAUGACGUAAUGGAUUACAGUGCUUCAAAGCACAAAUAUAUACCUCAAUAUAAUGCAGAAAGUCGCCUUUUCAAGCUGAACUACCGAACGACUAAGCUUUUUAUAAUAUUGUUUUGUUCUAUGUAUUUACAAACGACUAGUAUAACAAUUUGAAACUAAUAGAAAACUAUAAAUAUAUAUAAAUAACUGUGCAUUUAGUCAAGGGCAUCUUUUCAUUGUGUUCACAAUAUGGAUCUACUUUUACCAAUAAACUUGUAUAUAUUUGUAUGUAUGGCUGACUUCUAAAACGUCAGUUACAGUGAAUAAAUCAAUAUAAAAUAAAGGCGCAUAAUCAUAGUCCUGAGUUAGAACACACUAAAGUUAAAGUAAUACUAAAAGGAUAAAACCGACUUUAUUUGCAAUUAUGUAUA
Anastrepha obliqua is the source of this 3283-nucleotide messenger RNA. RefSeq lists its product as uncharacterized. Lineage: Eukaryota; Metazoa; Arthropoda; Insecta; Diptera; Tephritidae. Gene Ontology annotation, cellular component: membrane. Gene Ontology annotation, molecular function: G protein-coupled receptor activity. The record is from RefSeq and is a predicted model, not a curated record. The transcript is spliced from 5 exons. Bases 987 to 2675 code for a protein of 562 amino acids. Gene Ontology annotation, biological process: G protein-coupled receptor signaling pathway.